Messenger RNA from Mustela lutreola (European mink), 3324 nucleotides. RefSeq lists its product as uncharacterized. The transcript has 2 exons. Bases 3 to 629 code for a protein of 208 amino acids. The record is from RefSeq and is a predicted model, not a curated record. NCBI's taxonomy places the organism in Eukaryota, Metazoa, Chordata, Mammalia, Carnivora, Mustelidae.
GUAUGUCGCAAUGGGUCGAUUGCUUUGGCCUGGCGGAAGUCUAUCAGGAGAGGACCGCGGCCGCGAGGACGGCGGGAAGGCGGGCAGCGUGUGAUGUCCUCGUCGCCCGAGAGCUUGAGCUGCUGGGUUUCGGGAGGCCACGCUGGCCCUGUUGGCACGACCAAGCAGGUCGGAGAGUUCAGUCGUGUUUGCACACGCGCUGGUCGAGUCCCGUUGUUGGCCAUGGAGAGCAUCGCCGAGGAAGACGCUGUAACAACACCUGGUGCAGUUGCCAUCCUGAGAAGGAGCAAACCGGGCAGGAGUUGCUUUCUUCCCAUAAAGAAGCACAAAGGCAGAAUAAUCCAUACCAGAAGUCUUGUGAUGGUUUCUCAGGGAAGAGACUGCCCCGGGGCACCCCGGGCCUCUCCCGUCUCCCUGCCGCUCCCGGCUCUCGGCAGAAUUUAGCAGAUUCAUCACUGUGCUCCAUCCUAGGCUCUGCUAUUUUUAGCUCUGUUGACUUCCCAACCGUAGGCAGACAACCAUGCGGUAGGCUAAGCACCUGGCAGGUGGGCAGGGGCGCCCCAGCAGAAGGAGAGGACGGCUCGCCCCGGGGGAAGGAGGGCCUGGUGUCUCAGGCAGGAAGGAUUUAGAGAAGCCGAGAUCAAGCCUGCGGCCCCUGGGGGGACUCCAGGCUGGUGACUCCGGGUUCCCGGAUGACCCCUCCUGUUCUCCAGCCCACGCCAGGCCGGCCCGCCACGCCUUGGAAGUCGCUGCUCUUCUGGGUGCACCCUUCACCCCACACCCUCAGGAGCCCACCGCCACGGCCACCACCACGGCCCCUCUCCAGCCUUUCCUCUGGCUCGAGCUCUCGUCACACCACUUAGGUUCAUCUGAAGUUUGACAAGAAGGUGGCAGAGUUUGCUUGUUGAUGGACACCACCCCCACCCCCCACCGUGGGCUCUGACCCACGUCCGCCGGGAGGAGAACCUUGCGUGACUCCGCCUGGAACGCCGCCGUGUGUCCGUGACUUUCAGUAAAUAAAUCGCGCCAUCAGGGGCCAGACAGAUCCUCGCCCUCCCCUCACCUGUGAAGCUGCUGUCGUGGCAGCUGGACCGCCGCUCACUCAGGUCCCCGGUGACUGCCUUUUCGCUCUGGCCACCCCGGCCCGUCAUCGGCGUCACCGCCCCGCAGCGCGCGGCCAGCUCACCUAGCCGCUGCUGCUUUCUGUCUGGUUCUUGCCUUCAGUCUGUCCUCGGGGGAGUCGCCUUAGAGCCUCAGCCUGUUUCUGGGAGUCUCAGCUGUGCUCUUUUCGUUAAAAAAAUAAAAAACAAGAAAAAAUCGGGAGGGGGGGCAGCUUUAUUGAGGUAGAAUCGACAAAUAGAAAUUGUAUAUAUUUACUUGGUACAAUGUGAUUUUAAGGUGUGCAGUGUGAUGACUCAAUGUAUGUAUAUGUUUUCCAGUGGUGAGAACACUUCGGAUCUACUCUCAGCAAAUUUCAAGAAGCAUCCAAUACAGUGUUACUUACUGUAGUCACUGUGCUGGACAUCAGAUCCCCAGAACUUACUCUUCUUAUAACUGAGGUUGUACCGGCUCCCAGCAGCCUCCAUUCUACCCCAGGCUCCCGGAGGUCCACUUUUUUAGAUUCUACCUAUUAGUGAGGUCAUACAGUAUUUGCCCUUGUGUCUGGCUUAUUUCACUUAGCGUAACGCCCUCCAGGUUCAUCUACGUUGUGGCAAAUGGGAGGAUUUCCUUCCCUUUCACUCUUUAUCAUAACAGAAACAUGUUCUUCUCCAUCUGAACUUAGCCUCUGAACCUCAGAGACAUAACUAAUGUCCAAAGGCAGUGAUCCAGAAAAGCCCACAAUGGCCACCUUCUGGCUACAGGAGCUCUCGUGAAACCCAGUGCAACCCUGACACUCAGUUUGGCAAUGUGACAGCUUUUUCUCCCCUAACAGAAUGGAAUAGGUAGUCCUGAAUUUAACCCUCUUACCAGCUGUGGACCUUUGACUACCAUCUUAUGAUCCUUAAGUUACAAACAUCAUGGGAAAAGUCAAACAUGCCAGGGACAGUUGAACAGAAAUUUCAGGAAGUUCUCCCAUUUUUAAUGACUCAUUUUUAAUGAGCUGCUAAAUUACCCCGAGAUCACUUUCUUUUGGACUUCUUAUGGCUUAAACUGCUGUUGGGUGGGUAUUCAAUGGAGGGAAAAAAUCCUAACAGGGUGUGGGAUUGACCAAGGGUUUCUUACUUGCACAUAUAAAUCCUUUUAUUUUUUUAAAUUUUAUUCCAUUAUUAUUAUUAUUAUUAUAUCAUUAUUUGCACACAUAAUUCUUUAUCAAAUUAUCAGUGUACAUUUGGGUUUACCUAUAAUUUCUGUUCAUAUCAGUUCUAUUAAAAUCAGGAAGAAGGAAAAAUGCCUAUUAUUUCUUCUGUGAUUCCAUAUUGUUUUAUAAGAUUUAGCCAAUAUGAUAAGGAAAUAAAAUAAAACAAUUACUUUAAAUAUUGGUAAAUAGUAAAUUUUUCCUUUUAGGAUUAGAAUAUUGUUUUCCUAGAAAGACUAAAAAAUUCUACCUUACGUCUCAGUUUCAUCAUCUGUAAAACUGAUACAAUAGUAUCUAGCUUUUAGAAAUAUUGAUUAAGUAAGUUAAUAUACAUAAAAAAACAGAAUAAUGCCUGGCCCAUUGGUAGUUCUUGUUGUUAUUAAAAUAAUGGAAUAAGGUGGGGUGCCUGGGUGACUCAGUUAAAGAUCUGACUCUUGAUUUCUGCUGAGGUCAUGAUUUCAGGGUCAUAAGAUGGAGCCCCACUUGAGAGUCCCUCUUUCCCUCUCCCUCUUCCCCCCAAACUAGCACACACUGUCUUCCCCGCCCCCCAAAAAAGAAAAGAAUUGAAUAAGGUAACUGGACACAAAAUUAAAGUACAAAAAUAAGUAGUUUUACUUUUAAUCAACAGAAAUUUGUCAGGAGGGAGGAAAUCCCACUUUUUAAUAAAAAAAUCAAACUGUAAAAUGCCUAGAAGUAAAAUGCACAAGAAAGGCAAAAGAUCUAAAGAACUAACUAUGAAUCCUUAUUAAAAUGUGAAAAAAGCCUAAGUGUAGUAACAACUGACUAAGAAUGAUAGAGGGGCAUCUGGGUAGCUCAAUUGGUUAAGUAAUUGAUUCUUAAUUUCCUUGAUUUCUGCUGGGGUCAUGAUCUCAGGGUUGUGUGAUUGAGCCCUCCUUAAUCUCAUCCAGCUCCUGGCUCAGUGAGGAGUCUGCUUCUCUCCUUCUCCCUCUUCCUCUGCCCCUCUCCCCACCCAUGGUUGCAAGGUCUCGCACACUCUCUCAAAUAAAUAAAUAAAUAAAUAAAUCUUU